CAAUUGCUCUAUUAGUGAUUGGUCUAACAGUCGGAUUUUUCGCAUUCCGAAAAAAAGAUAACAAUAAACCAAGUUCAGAAACUAAUUUGGGGGAACAACAAAGGCAACAAGUAAGAGAAGCGGCUUCUCAAUUAGUUGGGAGCAUUCUUGAUAAUCAGAAUAAUUUUAACCAAUUAACAACCAAUCCGGAUGGGAGUGCAAGAAAUAUUGACGACAUAGAAGAAAUUUUUUUGUCAGGUGGGGUUAGCCAAACGCCUCAAUCUCCAACUCAAAUUACUGGUUCACUUUCUUUUGAAGUUAUCGAACAAACUUGGUAUGAAUUACGAGUUUUUAUCAAUGCUGGUUUACAAAAUCCUAACCAAUCCCUUAUAGAAAAUGCCCGAUUAAGAAUUAGGAAUGACAUCGAAAAAUGGUUAAGGGCCUUACAAGAAUUAAAAACGAUUAGAGAAUUAUUUGAGAAGUAUUGCCAAAUUAGAACUGAUUUAGUAAUUAACAAAGUAAAUAAGAGUCAGGAAUUAAUUAGUAAAGGUUAUUCUGAAAAAGAUGUCGAACAGUUAAAAGAAUGGGGUUUGUUAGAGCAAGAUUUUCCUAAUUUAUUUGAUAAAAAGAGGAUUGGAGCCACUAAUACUCUUUCAGUUUCGACAACGGAAACGUGA
Messenger RNA from Racocetra persica, 656 nucleotides. Lineage: Eukaryota; Fungi; Glomeromycota; Glomeromycetes; Diversisporales; Gigasporaceae. The record is from the annotation of a GenBank genome assembly.